UCGAUAACAACUACUGGAUCGAUAAGAUCCGUAUUGAUCCAUACAAGUGUAUACCGGCAAAGUAUUAGUUAUUACAAUUAUUAUUAUUAAACGUCGCUAUCAUGCACAUUUAAACGCAUGCUUGCAGACCUGAAUAACUGAUAAUCGUGACGCGUUAAAAUGCAAGAUAAAGCGAUAAUCCUGAUGGAAUCGCGUCGUAAUAGACGUCCAUUUCAGCGAAAAUGAUCGAAUCGCGUUGUUAGUGGGACACCAGACCCCAGCAGGAAAACUUCUGACACGAGGAUUUUAAGAAUCUUUGCUUCAUGAAACGAUUACUGUUAUUCGUCGUGAUUCACGCGAUCCUGAGACCUGUUCGAUCGGCGAACGGUGUGAUAUGGAACAAGAGGAUCCAAAAUUUCGUGCCGAUCUUCAGUGUUCCCGUUUUCGCGUCGAUAAAUCGGGAGAAGUUCGAUCGGAGUCGAGCAGAGGAGACGCACAACUUUCAGGGGCAGAUCGUUACGUUUACUUAUUACAAGUUGAGCAACGUCGUCUUUCCCGAAGCAAAUGGAACGCAAGUCGACGGAAGAAUCGGCAAAAUCUGGAAUAUUUUGGCGGAGUAUUUGAAUUUCACAUUGAAGCCAAUUAUCACGAACUAUCAUACUAUGGGACACCUGAACCCUAACGGCACUCUCACGCCUGGCUUGUUGGCUAUUCUAAAUAAUAACGAAACGGACGUGAUAGCAAGGAUGGGGAUCCACGCGGAGCGAUUCAGGAUCGGCCAGUUCUCGUUUCCUUUAUGGAAAACCAGCCACUACCUGUACAUUCAACCAGAAAUGAAACAUGACUCCGCAUGGAUGGCGAAACUAUUCACGCGACAGACUUGGUUCGCGAUUCUGGUCACGUAUUUACUGCUGAGCUUCUGCGGAUAUCUGGCCCAACUGAUGGACUCGAAUACCACGCGUGAGGAAUUAAGGGACACCUGGUACGAUCAUCUGUUCUACAACUUUAGCCUGAUCUGCAACCAAUUGGACGUACCGAGUACUUUGAACAAAAAUUCGGUGUUUAUAUUGUUUUGGUCGGGUGUAUUCUCUUCUUUACUGAGAACGGCUUUCAGCGCACUUUUGUUAGUCUACUUGAAACAAACUAUCACGCAUCCGCCUUUCUACGACAUGGAAACUUUGGUGAGAGAUACUUCGUACACUGUUCUCGCUGAAAAAGGUACUCGACAGAGUAUAACACUUCAGUAUAGCAAUUAUUCUGUCUACCUAAAAUUACGCGAAAGGAAUCAAGUAAAGCACAUGGACGAUCGAACGGAGAUGUACAAACUGGCGUGCUCGACAAAAAAUAAAUAUGCGGUGUAUCAGAGCGAAGACGUAAAACAGACUAGUGGGGAGCCUUUCUGCCAACUAAAUCCCGUACGAAACGUCGAAGAAGAAGAAUGGAUUUCCUCCGGCAUUUCGUGGAACUUCAAAUACAAAAGAUCUAUCGACAUUGCGCUACUGAAACUGGAAGAAGUCGGUCUCAUGGCAGGUGGGACGCGUUAUUGGACGAAAUGGAAACCGUUGACAGAAGAUGCAUCAGACGAUGCUGACGAUCGUCCAAUAAACAUGCAACAAAUCGCUCUAAUCCUUUCGAUAUUAGGCUAUGCGUCGGCCACAUCUUUCGUUCUUUUUGUAUUUGAAAUCCUGAUAUUUUACUAUAGAAAUUAA
Hylaeus anthracinus is the source of this 1688-nucleotide messenger RNA. RefSeq lists its product as uncharacterized. The transcript has 7 exons. The record is from RefSeq and is a predicted model, not a curated record. Bases 303 to 1688 code for a protein of 461 amino acids. NCBI's taxonomy places the organism in Eukaryota, Metazoa, Arthropoda, Insecta, Hymenoptera, Colletidae.